This is a messenger RNA of Nematolebias whitei (Rio pearlfish), 5409 nucleotides long. RefSeq lists its product as uncharacterized. Gene Ontology annotation, molecular function: histone H3K36 methyltransferase activity. The record is from RefSeq and is a predicted model, not a curated record. Lineage: Eukaryota; Metazoa; Chordata; Actinopteri; Cyprinodontiformes; Rivulidae. Gene Ontology annotation, cellular component: nucleus; chromatin. Gene Ontology annotation, biological process: regulation of DNA-templated transcription.
GCUCAGGAUCCAGGCCUAGCAGUGGUGCUGCCGGCGGGACUCUCCUCAUCCGCCUUCACAAAAUCGGAAAUUUGCGCAUUUAGUCGCCAAAAUGCGCAGAUCCCGGCUCGGCUCUGCGCCGGGACACAGCGGAGUGGGAGGUACCAUGCCAGCUUGAGUGGGUCAUACUGUGUCUCUGAAAGGAAAACUCUUCAGUCCAGCUACACUCUGACCCCCGCCCGUGACCUGCCUGACCCUCCAGACGGCACCACCAAACGAUCGGCCUUAACAUGUCUGCCACCACCUCCUCCCUCAAGCAUUCGUCUGUCUACAGGUUCACCCAAACCGACCACUCGUCUUCCUCUUCGUCUUACAGCCCUCUCAGGAGGCUGCAGCAUCUCACCACCAUGGUGAGCCAGCCGAACCUUGUCCUCCCAGUGAGGGAUCCAGAAAGGAGCUGGGAGUGGGGGGCGCAGGGGAAGGGGAAGGGUAAAAUGGAGAGGGACUCCUGGGUUGAUUACAAGGAUUAUUCUGUCUCCCAGAUUACAAAUGGAGAGGAGAACUUUGCUCAUUCUCCUUUUGGACAGAAGCAACCCGAGGUCCAAAAUGGAGGUAGAAACACCCCUCCUGCGAGUUGUACCAGUUCUGUUAUUUCAGAGAAAAAAGCAGAAGGUUGUUUCUCAGGCCCACCUAGCCCAGCUUUCUCUCUUGAUAGCAACAGCCCCUUUGCAAAUGGCUUACUCCACUUUGAAUCCACUUUGUUUGAGGGAGAGGACAACGAUGAAGAACGAGAAACCAUAUCACCCAUUGGAGGUAUUCUGGACCAUCAGGAUAAAACUGAGCCUCAGUCUCCUCCCAGAAAUAUAAAUAUGGCCUCAAAGGACACCGUGCUCCCAUCAGCUAAGGUGGUGACGCGCUCCCAGUCUUCAGGUCAACGCAGGAGAUACUGGGACGGCUCGGAAGACGAGUGGGACAGUGACACUGAGCUGUUCCUGUUUGAAGACAGUCCAUUUCUGCAUUCAGUGGGUAUUUCCAGCAAUCAUUGGGCAAACGGUGCGGUACACCCUGAACAGGCCACCAGUUCAUCACAGAGUCACAAAGAGGCAAACAAGACAGACAAUCUAAUGCAGAACAGUCCGAAGAGAAAACCUUUGCCGCCUGUGAAAUUCGUCGAAGGUGAAGUUGUUUGGGCAAAGUUCAACCGUAGACCAUGGUGGCCCUGUGAAGUGAUUGUUGACUCUUCACAGGGCGUCUAUCACAGAGUGAAAGAGCCCAGUGAUCGGCUCUGUCGGCUCUACUACGUCCGGACCUUUGGGGAGCCUAAGGAGCUUUUCUGGGUGGAGGAAAAAUCAACCCACACUUUCCAUGGAGGCUUUGAAUUUGAACAACUCCACCUAUUGCGCCGCAGAGGGAAGCAAAGGGAACAGAACAAGAAAUACACUAUAGCCAAGCGUUUUCAGGAUUCUUGGAAAUCCAGCGUGGCGGAGGCCGAGUCUGUUCUGCCUGGGAGACCUAAAAUGGCGCCCUCCAUGUGUUCAUCCACAAAUACUGCUUUCACUUGUAGCUCACCCCAAGAAAGAGAGACUAGGACCCAUCCAACCUUUCCUCCUCUCAGUUCAUCAGUCUCCACCCUCCCUGAGACAUUGCACAUAACCAACGGAUUCACUUUAUCCCCAAAUACAACUCCAACAAAACCAAGCACUUUAAAAAAAUCUUCUGGAAAGAAGAAGCAAAGCAAAUCCCUAAAAGGCACCAACAGUAAACACUCUAAAAAGACACUGCAGUGUAGCCCUGACCAGUCAGGCCGAGACAGUGGAGAGUGCCCGUACUCGGACCUCGAUUCAGUCCCUAAGAUUUUAUGCCCUAAAGCGCUCGAACGCCAGCCUAAGCUAGUUCCAUCUCAGCCGUCUGUCGCAGUUGUUAAAGAACUGAAAAAGCAGCCUGAGAUUCAGAGUGGUCUUUGGUUCAGCAAAUCAGGCAAAGAGCGUCGACCUAAAACCACCAAUCCAGUGCCGGAUCGCUCUCUCUUCAGUAAGGUGCCCUGUAAGAAAAAGACUGUAUCCACUUCGAGUAAAAAGACGCUUGUUUCUCCUGCAUCCUCAUUUGGUGGAGCAUUCAGUGACCAGGCAACAUUACCAGAAAAGCAAAAAACAACCGAUAACCAUCUGUUGCUUGAACAGUCGGAACCUAUAAAGCAAAAAAACACUAAAAGCAGUACAAAGCCUGUGGACACUGUUGGUAGUUCUGUUGACCAGUCAGGAUAUUUGGACAACCAGAUGGCCUUGUUGUCUGUAGAGAGUCCAAAGGUCACGCAGACGAACAAUAAUUCAGCUGACAAUGUUGUUAACCCUUCAUCUGGUCUGUUAAGUAUCUCAGAUGUUAAAAUGGACUCGGUGCCCUCAAAGAAAGUUCAAUUCCAUGACCAAUCCAGUGUUUUAAAGAGUGGAAACAGUGUCAGUCGAACCAAAAGUUCUGCCACUAUGGCUACUAAACAGGUUAGUAAAACAGACAAGACCUCUGACCAAGAAAAAGAACUCGACAAGACUUCAGCGUCUUGUUUAAAAGCUGAAACUAAUGACUCGGAGUCUAGACUAGAAAAUCAUACAAGUCUUGUUUCUAGGUGUAGGCUUCCCUUUGUGAAAUUGAUACGUAAAGAGAUAAAAGACAAUUACCUAAACUCUGGUGUCAGAGUUCGUCUCACUGACCAAAUCAAACGCACAAAGAAAGAGAAAACAUCAGAAGCUAAUGGGAUUGAAGCCUUCCCGUGUCAAUCAGCCCGAAACGACAGCAAGUCAAGUUCAUGUAUGGAGCAAACCGUACAUGCAGGACCCAUGAAGGUCGCAGUCAAGAAGUUAAAAGCCAGCAAUGGGUCUGAUGUGCUUCGUCUCUCAGAUUCAUUACAUGAUGAUACCAUGGUUGCGUCUGACAAGUCUGCUGAUGACUUGGCUGGCCCAGUUGCAGAGAGGAUAUCGGUUUUGAUUGCAAGUCCAAAAAUUGUGAUUCAGUCAUUGUUCAGUCAGUCCGAGGGGAACAAGACUCCUUUGUUGGAUCAAACAAACAAAUCUGAUCAGUCAGACAGUUUAGACCAAAGCAUUGCACUUGUUACAGCUUCUAGUACAACUCCUCAACCUUCUAAGCAUAUUGAAGACCCUGUAUGUCAAAAUUCUGUAGUUCCCGAAGGUCCUUCUGAAGAACCCACGAAAGUUGUUCAUGAUUCAAAGCAGGUUUCUGAAGUAAAUCAAGCCCUGAACAAGCAGCCUGCACACCUCCCUGCCAGCAAUGGGCUGAUGACCAGAGCACUUAAGGCCAUGCAUGAGGUGGACCAGAAGAAGCGUGAAAAAAUCCUACAGGAAGUUGAACAAAAACAGCUCCCAAAUUCUUCAAGAAAAGUGGAGGAUCUAGAGUGGAAAUCUGAUGUGGGACUAGACGUUUGCACUAAUUUAAAAAUUUUUAAAUCUCAGCAUGUUGUCAACGUUGAACAUGAUCAAGACGCAGUUUCAUUCUGUAGCUCCCCAUCUUUAACGUUUUCCGAUUCAAAUGACUUUGAAGCAAAUGUUAAAAGUGAAGACGAAGACCACUCGGUAUCCUCAACUCCAACGAUGGACUUCAUACCUCUGACUUCUAAAGAAAAGGCAAAGCAUGAAGGUCAGUCUUCCAGCAUACAGUCUUCAUCGUCACCUCCCUCACCAUUUUCAUUUAUGAAAGACUUUAAAAAUGUAGAGGAGGUUUCCUUCCAGUCCCUGACGAACGACAGUGAUGGUAAACCCAUCUCUUUCAAGACAGACAAGAAGUACAAGUUCAGCACUUUUCUUAUGAUGUUAAAGGACUUGCAUGAUACAAGAGAGCGAGAAGGGGCACCACUCGAGUUAGACAUUGGGCCACCAAGUGCACAUGUUAAGGAGGAGCCUUUGGUGCUGCCACAAGAAGCUCCGUCAACAGGACAAGGUCAAAACCUGGAAUUUGUUCUCAGCAACAUAGAUUUGAGUCCAAACAAAAGUGUAGUCCCACAAAAUGAAUUUAGUGCUUAUCAGAAACCCAAGAGGUCCUAUAAUAAAAAGGGCUCCCAUUGGUUGAAAAGGAAAAACAAUCGAAGAACACCUCAUUCCAUCAGGUCUGGACCUGGUUUUCCAGGACUGGAGUCCUCAUUCCAAAAGAAGUACUUGUCAGCAAUGAAAACCUCGUUGAAGGUGGACUUUUCAUCAAGGAUUCUGGGUAUACCAGGCAGCAGCUGGCAGAGCCAGACUGAAGGUGGUGAAGAAGAGGUUUUGCGAGAGGAGGAGAGGUGGACCAGUUUUAAAGGGAAUCACCAGAUCCUGGUGCCUUUGGUGCAGGAGAGUGACACUACUCUGCUUCUGGAACAGGAAAACGACCUGGUUGCAGACUACACCAAGACUAACACAGGACUGGUGCUUCAAAUUGGGCAUGAAAGUAAGGCUUCAAGAGAGCAUAAACGAAAACGAAAACCCAGCAAGAGGCUGAUUGAAUGGAGCGAGGUGUACAACCAGAAUUUCCCUGCAAGGAAGAAAACCAAAAAGCCUCUCCAGUUGAUUGGAAAGGCCACCGAACACGUUACGUCCAUGUCUGAAGUGCCUGGGUCGGACCAGAACGACCAGGACCACGCGGCCUCGACCAUACUUCCUGAAAUACUGACUCCGCCUCCGGAAGAAUUCGUUCUGACUACGCCUCCUGAGCUACAAAUUCCCAAGGCUGAACUCCCAUCGUCCCAAGAUCCACCGAUGCUCUCCAUGAACACGUUAACCCCCCCUCCUGAAGCGGACUCACCGGCUGAAAGCCUCGUUACAGACAACAAAGGUGCUGCUGUGUUUGAGAAGAAGCGUAAGAGGAAACCCACUCAGAAGAUCCUGGAGUAUUGUCUGGAAGCAGAGGCAUCAACAGUCCCCAAGAAGAAGAUGAGAGGACUGAAGACUAAUUCGAGCUCUGCUGCCGUUUCUGAUUCUGCACCAUCGUCUUGUAAGUCCAAGUGCAAACCCCUGAGCCCAGCCUCUGACAUCACCACCUGUACACCAGCGCCCUCCUGUCAGACCGCUCCUCCACCCUCCACCUCAGCCCCGGUCCCUGCUGAACCCAGCCAGGUGGAGACGGCAGAUUCUCCCGAGCCUGAAGAAGGUUACCUUCAGGAGGACGCAAAGGAAGCCGACGAGUCCGAGGUUGAGCUGUCUGGGCUGGACCACAGGUUCUCCUCUGUGAAGGACGACUUGCUGCUGUGUGAUGACUCCGUUCUACCCGUGAGGAAGAUCAUCGGGGACCGAGGAGGGCCGGCCUCCAUGAAGGAGAACGUGUGUCAGGUGUGUGAGAAGACGGGCGAGCUGCUGCUCUGUGAGGGUCAGUGCUGCGGAGCCUUCCACCUGCCCUGCAUCUCUUUGGCCGAAGCACCCAAAGGGAAGUUUGUCUGCCCGGAGUGUAAAUCAG